Arvicola amphibius (Eurasian water vole) is the source of this 951-nucleotide messenger RNA. RefSeq names its product oogenesin-1-like. The transcript has a single exon. Gene Ontology annotation, cellular component: cytoplasm. The record is from RefSeq and is a predicted model, not a curated record. Lineage: Eukaryota; Metazoa; Chordata; Mammalia; Rodentia; Cricetidae.
AUGUACUUGUGGCAAUGGGCCCAGCAGAGAAAAGGUUCUGUUCAUUUAUGCUGUCGAAAGCUUGAGAUUUUGGAAUCAUAUUAUUUGUCCGAUGCCUUUGACAUCUUGCGGUUGGUAGAUCUCCAGUGUAUAUGUGAGCUGAAGGUAAGAAAUUUAUGGAUAGAAGACAUGGUUCCUUUUGGACCAUACCUGGGACAGAUGAGAAACCUUCACACACUCAUGCUGGAACGCUUCAUGAAUACUUUCAGGAUCAUUGAGACUGAAGAGCUGGAAAAGGACGUGAUGAACACAUUGUUCUCACAGUUACCCAAAUGGCACUGCCUCCAGCAUCUCUACGUAGAUGAUAUUUAUGUUAUGGUUGGCAGCCUAGCAGAGUGGCUCGGGUGCCUGAAGAAGCCCCUGGAGACCCUGUCCAUCACUUUCUGUCACCUCAUACAGAGAGACCUGGAUUACCUGCCCCAGUGCCUGAACCUUUCUGGGCUCAAGCAUCUCUGCCUAAGUCAGAUGAUUCUCGAAGAGGGAUUGAAACCACUUGGAAAGCUCCUUGAGGGAGUCAAAGACACCUUGCAAACUCUGGAUUUGGAGAAAUGUUGGCUGGAGGAUUCUGCAUUUAGUGCUUUUGUGCCUGCCCUGAGCCAAUGCUCCCAGCUCCUCAGGAUCAAUUUUUUCAGUAAUAAACUGUCUCUGCCCCUCCUGAGGUGACUCCUUCACCACACAGCCAAACUGCACAAGCUAAUGGAGGAGCUAUACCCUGUCCCUCUGGAGUGCUAUGACGAUAGAGGCCUAGUGUUUCGAGAGACAUUUGACAAAAUAUGUUCUGAGCUUCUGGAUAUACUCAGGUGUGAAAGACAGCCCAAGGCAGUCAGGUUUGUGUCCACCAUCUGCCCUACAUGUUAUCAGUGCUUUGUCUACGGCCUGGACAGCGGACAUCAUUGCCUUUGCGGGUCAUAA